Molecule: messenger RNA, 1641 nt
Organism: Exophiala spinifera
Lineage: Eukaryota; Fungi; Ascomycota; Eurotiomycetes; Chaetothyriales; Herpotrichiellaceae
Exons: 1
Coding region: 1-1641 (546 amino acids)
Biological process (GO): carboxylic acid metabolic process
Molecular function (GO): pyridoxal phosphate binding; carbon-carbon lyase activity
Source: RefSeq, a predicted model, not a curated record
AUGGAUCAAAGCGCCAGCAUAACGGAUGUGAUCACUGCACUCCAACAGAUUGUCUCGAAUCCGAAUCUGCCAACAUCCCAAGCUCUCUCGAAAGACAAAUCUACACCUCGUCUGAUCCUCCCCAAGGGCGCUCCCGGCCUUGACAAGAUCCAGGCACAGUCGAACAUCUCAACUCCCUUCUCUGCGAUCGCAUCAAGUUCCAGUCCACAGACCCUUCAGGCUCUAGCAGAGCACCUCGCAAGCACUGUCCUGCCCAACUUGAACCUCGCAUCCCUCUCUCCCAACUACUACGGCUUCGUCAUCGGCGGCGCCACUCCCGCCGCCCUGCUGGGUGACUUCCUCGCUUCGAUCUACGACCAGAAUGUGCACGUCCACCUCCCCGCCGAGACUAUCAGCACGACCGUCGAAGCCGCCACGCUCAACCUGCUAGUCCAGCUCUUCCGCCUGCCUGCUGCAGACUGGUCGCUCGCUCAACCCGGCGGUCAUGGCGGCGGCGUGUUCACGACCGGAGCAACGGCAAGCAACAUCCUCGGUCUCGGCCUGGGCAGAGAAUACGUCGUGCACAACGCUCUGAAGCGCACAGGCAUCACCACCGACCCGGACGCGAGCGUAGGCGAACAUGGUCUCGCCGAACUGCUCGUCAAAGCGGGAAAGAUCAAGAUCCAGGUCCUCAGCACGCUCCCCCACAGCAGCAUCGCCAAAGCCGCAAGCGUGGUCGGGAUCGGACGACGGAAUGUCAUCUCCAUCUCUGUCGAGGACGAUCCUCUACGCAUCGACAUGGAACGUCUGCGGCUCGAAGCAAGCCGGCCGGACGUUCUCAACAUCCUCGCCGUCUCCGCGGGCGAAGUCAACACGGGCCGCUUCGCCACGGAUUCUGGCGCGACGAUGGGUCGGCUGCGCGAGAUCUGCGACGAGUUCGGGAUAUGGAUGCACGUCGACGGGGCGUUUGGGCUCUUUGGCCGCGUCCUACCCCCCGAUGACGCCGAGUACGAACAAGUCAUCCGCGGCGUCGAAGGCCUCGAGCUCGCCGACUCGAUCACAGGCGACUGCCACAAGUUGCUCAACGUCCCGUACGACUGCGGCGUCUUCUUCACAAGACACAAACACCUGAGCGAGGACGUCUUUGGCAACCCGGGCGCCGCGUAUCUCAAGGUCCGCGACGGCGACGGUGACGGCGUGCAGAGCCCGUUGAACAUUGGCCUGGAGAACUCCAGAGCCUUCAGAGCCUUGCCUGUCUAUUGCACCCUGCUGAACUACGGACGGGAGGGCUACGUGGACAUGCUCAGACGACAGAUCGCGCUUGCGAGGAGGGUGGCCAGGUGGUUGUGGAACGACGCGCGGUUCGAGGUUCUGGGUUCCAAGCCCGGUCAAAGGGAGACCGAGGCCGAAAUGGUUGCAAGGACAUAUAUCAUUGUGCUGUUCAGGCUGAGAGAGGGCGACGACGGCGACGUCGAUGGGAGGAGGAGGAGGAGGAGGGACUUUGUUAAGAACGUGAACGCGACAGGAAAGAUAUACAUUAGCGGAACGGUCUGGGAAGGCGAACCUGCCGCGAGAAUAGCCGUGAGCAAUUGGCAAGCUGACGUGAAGAGAGAUGGCGACUUGAUCGAGAGUGUUCUGCACGAAGUUGCAGGGAACGCAUGA